AUGCAGGGCGUUCGUGAAGAUGCAGGCGUUGGACUGUCGCAAAAACGGAUUGUGCUGCGCCACAUUAAUGCACUGACGUCGGCGAUGCGCACAAGUCCACGUUGGGCUCAGUCAUCAAAUGCGUCGAAUGCUAUCCUCAGCUCGGCAACGACCAGUCCAUCGGCACUGAGUCUCACAAGAGCUGCACACCUACUUGCUCAAUCUGAGUUGUAUUCAAAAGAGAAAGAGGACGAUGACGCAGAUGACAACACACGAACAGAGCCAGCGAGUGUGGGCUUGCUGGGUGGAUUCACUGUGCUUCGUGCGCAACUGAGAAUGGUAUCAGGUACGUAUCGUAAGCACAUGGACCGUGGGGAAAAGUCGGAAUGGACAGCCUUGGAGGCUGUGACGGCAUUUUUAGAACGUGGGUUCUUUCGUUCAUCCAGCAUCGGCUUGGAACAGGCCGUGCAGGAUGUGGCUCAUGCCGUGAGUCAUUGCCGCUUUGAGCCGUCGGAUGCCAACAAGGAUGAGGUGGUGCUUCUUGCGAUUCUCGACCUCAUGUAUGCGCUCGUGUGCGGUCGAGUUGCCUAUGACAGCCUUGACAAGAAUGUGUUUGGAGAAUCCUCGCACGAGCAUGCCGCGCCGAGGACACGCGCGGGCGUGCCACUGAUCGAUAUGCUAGGCGAUGAGGGUGUUUGCGAGCUCAUGGAAACGUGCUUGAGCAUGUGCUGUCAAACGCGGCUCAGCACGGCGCUUCGCCGGACGGCCGAGCGCCAAAUGCUUGGUAUGAUCCGCGAGAUAUUUUCGCGGCUGCGGAAUAUGCCACUGGAGGCAGAUGAAGCCUUGAAUGUAAGCGGGCGUGUGCAAGAGCCGGAACUUGCGACUUUGACGGCCGAUCGCGUCGGUGCAGAUGCCGAGGAUGAUCGCCGGAUCCGCAUGUGUAUGCCAGAUCCCAAGAGCCGCUCGAUCCCAGCGGCUGGUGGUGGUUCUGACACGGAUGCGGCGUCAGCAGAGCGUAGGGAGCCCAGUGCGCAAGAGGAUGGCAAUGAAGCAGUACACACGAGGAAGGAUGCGUUCCAGGAGAACGAGGCAGUACUGGCAGACACGUCGACACCGAAAGAUCUGGCGCCUGUGACUGACGCUACGAAUGCUUCUGCCACGCCCGAAGAUUCAUCGACACCCCAACUGGCUGAUGCGAAGAGCUCCGUCGACGUGAUGCGUUCUCCACCCCAGCCUGGUAGUCACGAAGUGAUUGAUGAGGCACCUGCACGCCAGGUGGUCUCUGAAGCGCCGUUCGGCAUGCCAGCUCUCAAAGAGAUUUUGCGAGUCCUUAUUUCACUACUUGAUCCGGCAAGUGUACGUCACACGAUGACGAUGCGUCUGCUGGGACUUUCGCUACUUGGUGCACUGCUGGACACGCACAGUGCGGACAUUGCCCGCUUUCCGUCACUGCGUGCGCUGCUGGAAGACUCGGCGUGCCGCUAUUUGUUCCAGCUCGCGAAUAGCGAGCAUGCUGUGCUCGUUGCCAACAGCCUGCGGGUGCUGACGAUUCUCUUUGACGAACUGCGCACGCAUCUCAAGAUGCAGCAGGAGCUGUUGAUCGAGUUCUUUCUUCAGCAGCUGCGGCCGACCGUACCUUGGUCCGCUGCGCCUUGGUCCGACGAUGCCAGCAAGCCAGAGCCACCGCCGCAACUCACGGCGUUCCGUUCGUGUGCCGUGGGUGAGAUGCGGGAACUCUUUGUCGAGGCGCUGUGCAGUCACCUUGCCGUCGACGAUGGCGAGCCCGAUACCUUUGUGAUGUUGUGGCGCAACUACGAUUGCGAUAUGACUUGCUCCAACGUGUACGAUGAAGUGACGCAGUUCCUGUGCCGGGCGAUCUUUGCGCAGCCGGCUGCUGGUCCCUCGCCGCGCACGUCGUUCUCGGGACUGCAGCUCGUUGCGCUGGAUCUGUUGCUGAGUCUCAUUGAGCGCAUGGCCGCUCGGCAUGAAAAUGUGCUGCCAGACACCGAAGGCAGCUCGCUGCAGAGUACACUGCGGGCGCGCCGUGAGCGGAAAUCACUCUUGGCGGCGGGCGCGGCUGCCUUCAAUCACAAGCCGAAGGACGGCAUUGCGUUUCUCGCGGAGCAGAACCUCCUCGCUCACUCUGGUCGGGAACGAGCACGCAGCAUUGCUUACUUUCUCAAAGACUCGCCGCUCGUCGAUAAGCGUUUGCUGGGCGACUACAUAUCACGAGCUGAGAACGUGGAUGUGCUCGCGGAAUUCAUCGACCUCUUCGACUUCCGUGAGUGUGAUGUGGCCGAGGCCAUGCGUGCGUUGUGUGAGGCGUUCCGCCUUCCUGGCGAGGCCCAACAGAUUGCGCGCGUCACAGAGACGUUUGCGCGCAAGUACUUCUCGACGAAGCCGCCAGGCAUCCGCAGCGAGGAUGCCGUGUACGUGCUAGCGUAUAGCAUCAUUAUGCUCAACACGGAUUUGCACAAUCCGCAAGUGACGCGUCGCAUGUCGACGGCCGACUACCAGCGCAAUCUGCGGGGUGUGAAUGAUGGCGCAGACUUUGACCAGGAGUAUCUUGCCUCGAUUUACGACGGCAUUCGCCGCCGAGAGAUCGUCAUGCCGGAGGAGCAUGCCGGGCAGCUGGGCUUCGACUACUCGUGGAAGGAGCUUCUUCGUCGCGCUCGGGCGGGGAAUGAGCUCUGUGCGACACACGGUGUCGAUCUCGAUGCCGACAUGUUCCGUCACAGUUGGCGUCCAUUUGUCGCAAGCAUCGUGCACGCAUUCUCAACGCUGCAAGACGAGCAUCUCCUUCAACGGGUCAUUGCUGGCUGCAGGCAGUGUGCGGUGCUUGCGCGGGCGUACGACGUGUCAGAAGUCUUUGACUACAUGGUACAGCAUCUAGCGUCUGCGACAGGGCUGAUGAAUGUGGAUCUCGCUCACGACGCAGCCGCGAAUGCAUCUGUCGAGCACGAAGGCGCACAAGUGAUGGUGUCGCCGCUCAGCAUUGCAUUCGGCAGCCAGUUCAAGCAGCAGUUGGCUGCCGUCGUUUUGUUUACGAUCGCUCACAGUCACGGCGCAUCGCUGGACCGCAGCUGGACCAGUCUGCUCACAUGCAUCGAAAGCCUGCUCCUUAAUGGACUCCUGCCACACAGUGUGGCUUCGAUGUACGAGUCGCGCGAUGUGCGUGUGCCGAUCCCACUUAAGGGCAAGAGUGCUGCGCCGCCAGCUGCUCCCUCAACCAGCACAGGCCUGCUCUCGACGCUCUCAAGCUACUUUCUCUCGCCACAUGGCAUGGCUGUCGAGCCGAUGGACGUAAGUGCAGCGGACAUGGAAAGCACGCUGUGUACGCUCGACUGCCUAGCUUCAUGCAAGCUAGACCAGAUGCAUGAGCAAGUCCUCACACUUCCUGAUGCAUCACUUGAUGCCUAUCUCGUUGCUGUACACACUCGCCUUGAAAAUGCGCGGAAAGGCCCCGAGUUCAGUCCGCUCCCUGUCUUUUGGCUUGAGCAGCUGGCGAGCGUGGCCGGUGCACGCGCCUCGCUCCUUGCCAAGCACGGUGCGCGCGCGAUGGAUGCACAUCUCUCGCGCCUGCAUCAGGCGCCGCGUGUGCCGCCGAUCGAGUUGGAGCGCGCUGUUGUUGGUGCCAUGCGUCUCGUCGCUGCGCACGUCAAGUGGGGCACCGAUGCACACAGUCCGCUGCUCGCUGUGUUACAAGCACUUCGAGGUGUGCCGAGUUCGCUGCAUGUGUAUGUAGCUGGGGCGUUUCUCCAUGGACUGGACGAGCUUGUGUGCAUGGACCAAGACGAUCAUCGUCCACGCACCCAUCCUGACGAACCAUGCCUGCCACUGGUCACGGAAGACGAGUGGCGCUCGCUCCUGCACCUGAUGGCCUCAUACGCGCGCGUCAAGCGCGCACGCGCUGCUCGCGCCGCUCUGUCGCUCGCGAUACACAUGCUGCCACAUGCCAGUGUCGUGACGUAUGCGGUCCUGGUCGAGAUGAUCCGCGAGACACUGUCGAGUGCAGAUCGUGCCUCGUGGCACGGCGAAGAUCAUACGCCUCGCCGUACACUCACAGAAAAGCGUGAGAUCAGCGAUUGGAUCACCUCCGUCCACGCACUGAGCACACCGGCCCUCGAAGGCCUGGCGAGCGUGCGAACAAGAAUCCCCGCAUUGAUGAAAGCAGCAGCAGCGUCUAACGAAGCCGCCGUGUCGACGGCUUGGCCUGAGUUUUGGCUCCCGCUUAUAGCUGCAUUGGCACAGCCGUGCGUAAGUGUACACCGCGCCACACGGAAGGCAGCCGUGCUACAUCUGCAACAUGUGGUCUUGGCUCCUGACAUGCUUACUGAUGUGGAGCCCGCACAGGUGGCACCACACCUCGAUGCCAUGUUUGGGAAUAUCCUAUUGCCCCUACUAGAGACGCUCGUGGCACCCGAGACUGCGCGUGCCGACUCACUGGGCCCAGAAUCAAACCCUGGCAUCACACUUGCCGAGACACGCACACUCGUGUGUCUGCUCGUGAACCGCGCGUGGGUACGAGACGUCGGCGUCUUGAUGGAAGGCGUGCCGAAUGAUGUGGAGAAACCUGCCGCUGCUCGUGUGCUUCGAUUGUGGAUGGGUGUGGUGCAAUCGACGAUCAAAAUUCUCCAAAUGGCCCCGAAGCAGCAACCACAGACUGAGGCCAUUGACGAGCAACUAAAGAAUAUGAUUCUUGUUAUGCAUACGGCCGGUCACCUGGUCGAUGGCCCGCCUGGAUCCCUCCGCCGGGCUCUCUGGGUCGAGACGUGGCGUCGUGUGGACUCGGUCCGGCCUGCGCUUCGGCCCAUGCUCAAAGAGUCUGUGGUACGAGCGCCAGCAUCUCAACAAACACCCUCAUCACAUGUGUCAGCGUCAGCGGCGGUGCCAACCACCACCACACCGGUGGCUGACACUGCACCUGCGCCAUCGUCCUCCUCUUCUUUAACGGCGUCUACAGCUCCCCAUGCUAUGCCUACUAUGCCUACUAUGCCCCGUAUGCCCUCCAUGCCACCUAUGCCGCCAAUGCCGACCGUCUCGCGGAUGUCGCCAUCCCAGCCGCGUUCACCGCAGUAA
Molecule: messenger RNA, 5058 nt
Organism: Malassezia globosa CBS 7966
Lineage: Eukaryota; Fungi; Basidiomycota; Malasseziomycetes; Malasseziales; Malasseziaceae
Exons: 2
Coding region: 1-5058 (1685 amino acids)
Biological process (GO): regulation of ARF protein signal transduction
Molecular function (GO): guanyl-nucleotide exchange factor activity
Source: RefSeq, a predicted model, not a curated record